AUGGGCGCAGAACUAAAUAAUGCUCUAAAAAUUUUUGUUGCUCCUGAUAAACCAGAAAGUCGUACGUAUCAACAAAUUCGCAAUGUUUUAAUUGCACAUUUCGACGUCAAGAAAAAUAAAUAUGCAGAAAGUGUUAAGUUCCGACAAAUUGUACAGCUACAGAAUGAAUCCAUUGCUAAUUUCUCACAACGAUUAAAGCAAGGGGCUACGUUCUGCGAAUACGACACAUUUCUCGACAGGAUGUUGAUUGAACAGCUCCUACAUGGUCUCACCGAUCGUGAUAUGCGCGACGAAAUAAUCGCCAAGAAACCUACUACAUUUAAAGACGCUUACGAAAUAGCACAUACAUUGGAGUCAACUCGGCAAACAGCAGAUGAGGUUACCUCUACUUCUAAUAAGAUACAUGCGCUAUCUUAUUCAACGACGCAUUUCAAGCAUAAACGGUAUGCUUCACAUACAUCGCGCAGUGCUUCUCGGAAGCAAGAUCAUGGAGAACAACAAGGUCAGUACGCUUGUUAUGGAUGCGGAGAACGUCACAAAUGCAGUGAGUGUCCAUUUCGUACUUCUGAGUGUCAUAAGUGCAAAAAACGUGGGCACAUAGCGAAAGUUUGCAGGGCUUCAUCUUCGCUUUCUACUUCUCAAAUACGACGUUCUAAAGAGCCUGCAACACAAAUAGAUACAUUGAAAUGUUUCAACGCAGUCGAAGAAAUCUACGUUAUUGAUAAGUCUUAUGGUAAGAAAAUACUUCAAGUGCUCAUUGAAGGCCACAAAUUAAAUAUGGAAUUAGAUUCUGCUGCACCAUAUAGUUUCAUUGGUAGCGAUACACUUCGUAACCUCAAACCUAAUUUUCAAUUACAGCCAACUUCUAAGAAAUUCAUAAGUUACUCGCAACAUCGCCUCAACUGCAUCGGGACUUGCUCUGUCAAUGUCUCAUUUGGUUCUACAUCUCGUCAACAUCCGGUCUACGUUAUUCAAGGUUCUUACGAUUCCUUAUUUGGUCAUGAAUAG
Molecule: messenger RNA, 1008 nt
Organism: Nasonia vitripennis (jewel wasp)
Lineage: Eukaryota; Metazoa; Arthropoda; Insecta; Hymenoptera; Pteromalidae
Exons: 1
Coding region: 1-1008 (335 amino acids)
Molecular function (GO): nucleic acid binding; zinc ion binding
Source: RefSeq, a predicted model, not a curated record